AUGUUCCAGCCUCUGAGGUGUCCCCUAACCGCCGCACCUCUCGUGGCUUGUCAACCCUUGUGCCGACGAUUGAGCGCGCACCCCGAUGCGCCUUCUUUUCUCCCAAGCAUUUUCGCGCUUCUGUCCGGCCUGGAAUAUGGUCUCCGAAAUGAAACCCUGCAUACAUGGUUCUCCACGUCCAGCGGUGCGGACGCACGCUGGCAAACAUUUCGCGCUCGAAAUAGACUUCUGAGAUGA
Messenger RNA from Parastagonospora nodorum SN15, 237 nucleotides. RefSeq lists its product as hypothetical. The transcript is spliced from 2 exons. The coding region runs from base 1 to 237 and encodes 78 amino acids. NCBI's taxonomy places the organism in Eukaryota, Fungi, Ascomycota, Dothideomycetes, Pleosporales, Phaeosphaeriaceae. The record is from RefSeq and is a predicted model, not a curated record.